Molecule: messenger RNA, 1419 nt
Organism: Culicoides brevitarsis
Lineage: Eukaryota; Metazoa; Arthropoda; Insecta; Diptera; Ceratopogonidae
Gene: Wdr92
Product: dynein axonemal assembly factor 10
Exons: 2
Coding region: 279-1388 (369 amino acids)
Molecular function (GO): ubiquitin binding
Source: RefSeq, a predicted model, not a curated record
AUAGCUGUAGCAAAUUUGGGAAAUCCAUUUAUCAAUUUUGGGUAUCACUUAGCAAUUUCCAUUUCGGAGGCUAUUUCGGGCUCCUGUGAGGCCAAUUUGCUGUUUUUCUGAAGGAUUUUGGAGAUCAAAACUAUUCUCUUGAUAUUUUUUCAUUAUUUUUCAUUUAAUUAUUGAUAAUUUGGCUACAUUUCCCAAAAUUGCGUAUCGCAGCAACCGCCGAAUCGUAUCGAUAAAACAUCUUUUAUGAUGAAAAAAAGUUAAAAUACGGAAGAACAGCGAUGGAUAAGCCUCAAGUCAUCACGUUAAUCGAAAAAUCUCUCAAUUACUCCGUCUUUGAUGUCAAAUGGAUUCCGUGUUCAGCGAAAUUUGUCGUUCUCGGCUCGCGACCCAAAGGAACAGGCGUUAUUGAAGUUUACGAGCUCAAUGACGAUCAAGCGGAUUUGGUUAAGGAAAUUGAGCAAAAGGCUUCUUUGCGAUGCGGCACCUUUGGAGCGACCAGUAUACGUGAUUCGCAUUUAGCUACCGGCGAUUUUGGGGGAAAACUUUCCGUUUUAAAUCUCGAACGUUCAGAGGCAAUUUAUGAAGUCCCCGAUGCUCACAGUGACAUUAUCAACUGCAUCGAUGGCGUUGCAGGACAAAGUAUUGAUUGCGGAGCGCCCGAAAUUGUCACGGGAAGUCGCGAUGGCAAAGUUAAAGUUUGGGAUGUGCGGCAAAAAGAUGUUCCCGUGGCUUGUAUGGCAGCUGAAGACACGACAAAAGUCACUCGCGAUUGUUGGGCAGUUGCUUUCGGGGAUUCUUAUAAUGCUGUCGAACGAAUUGUUGCUGCGGGUUACGACAAUGGAGACUUGAAGCUCUUUGAUUUGCGGAAUAUGUCAGUGAGAUGGGAGACAAAUCUGAGAAAUGGGAUUUGCGGCAUCGAAUUUGAUCGAAAAGACAUCAAAAUGAACAAAAUGGUCGUUUGCACGCUCGAAGGCGGAUUGAAUGUGUAUGACAUGAAAACGCAACAUCCGACAAAGGGGUUCGCUUGUGUCAAAGAAAAGAAUGCCGGCAGAUCGUUAGGGAGUCAUGGCGUGAUUUCCGGAGCUAAAGCGACGGUUUGGACCAUUCGUCAUUUGCCGCAAAUGCGAGAUAUUUUCAUGUCGGGCGGCGGCAGCGGAAGUAUUCGCAUUUGGAAUUACGAGUAUCCGAGUAAAAGAGUUCAAACGUCGUCGGAGGGAGUUUCGCAGGGGGUUGCGGGAACGUUAAGCAUGAUAAAUGCAACGACAUUGUCAACGCAACCGAUUAACAGUUUCGAUUGGAAUACGGAUUUUGAAGGGUUGGCUGUUUGUGGCGCCUUUGAUCAGACUGUGAGAGUGCUCAUGACGACAAAACUCAAUUUGUACAAAUAAAAUUUAAGAAAUUUCAAUUAUUUUCAUAGAA